AUGACAAAGCCAAAACCUAUGCUCCGUGGACGGAUCCACCAGAUAGCUUUUUAUCUCACCAUCGUAAAGACCUUUUUGUACACUAUUUGCUGUUUUCAUAAAAAAGGCAACUUUGGAAUAAUGAUAUAUCUUCUGUCUCAGCUGAUCUUGUUCGGUGUAAGCAGCACAUACCAUGUUACGUCGUGGAAGGAUGAGAAGAUAAGAUCCCUCUUCCAGAGGCUGGACCACAUCUCUAUAUUCCUUCUGAUAUCGGGUACCCAGACUUCUGUGAUUCUUACCUUGGUUCCAGUGGGCACAUAUACAAAGUACGCUCUAUUGAUGACCUGGACAAUAUCACUUGCAGGAAUUCUAAAGAUCGUUCUGAUGAAAAAGCUGCAUCUGCAUUUUGAUCUUAUGGUCUAUAUACUUCACGGUAUUUCUGUUAUUCCAUUCUUCCGUAUCAUUGCGAGUAGCAUUACAGUCGGGGAUACUUCACUUUUUAUAUUGGGUGGUGCCAUAUACAUAAUCGGAGGACUCAUUUACGGAAUCGAAAAGCCUAAUCCAUAUCCUCAGGUAUUUGGAUACCACGAGAUAUUCCAUGUAAUGACCGUACUAGCCAAUUGGUGUUUUCUCAUUCCUUUACUAAAAGGUUACAUUUCCACUCUGUCUGGAAAAUAA
Messenger RNA from Encephalitozoon intestinalis ATCC 50506, 657 nucleotides. Its product is annotated as hemolysin-III-like protein. Gene Ontology annotation, cellular component: membrane. The record is from RefSeq and is a predicted model, not a curated record. The coding region runs from base 1 to 657 and encodes 218 amino acids. Lineage: Eukaryota; Fungi; Microsporidia; Unikaryonidae. The transcript has a single exon.